GUGUUGUUUGCUCCUGUGACUUGUGUUAGAAGACGGAUAUUAACUCUUUCACAACAAGCUCUAUAUAUCCAGCAUGGUUCUUUAGCUGUCCUGACAGUCUUAUGUUUGAUGUGAGGGAGGAAGAACAAACAAGGAGCGAUAUGGGAUUCAUUCAGAGCUCACCCUGCCUUCUCCACACUGCCUGAACCUCUCGUCAUCAUCAUUCGCAUUCAGGCUGAUGGACAGUCUGCAGUAGACAUCUUCAGUGAGAACAGGACUAUUGUCCAGGUUGUCACACACGAUGCACUUUGGCAGGAGCAGUGUUGGCCCUGCAGGGGCCAGCAACAGUAGCCAGAGCUCAGGGGAGAACAUGAAGAGCAGGAGCAGUGAUGGUCAGUGUUUCCUGGCUGCACAAAACACAAACAACUGCAACAACAAUGACGGCAAGAAAGAUGACAAGAAAGACGACAAGAAAGAUGACAAAAAGGAUGACAAGAAAGAUGACAAGAAAGAUGACAAGAAAGAUGACAAAAAAGACGACAAAAAGGAUGACAAAAAAGAUGACAAGAAAGAUGACAAGAAGGAUGACAAAAAGGAUGAUAAAAAAGAUGCUAAAAAGGAAGAACAAAAGGAGGUGUGGAUCAUGGACCCUGCCACAGACAUGUACUAUUACUGGCUGUCCGCAAUAUCCAUCCCAGUCUUCUACAACCUGAUGCUCCUGGUGGCCAGGGCUUGUUUUAAUGAACUGCAGUAUACAAAUACAACACUGUGGAUGGUUUUGGACUACAUUUCAGAUGUCCUCUACUACAUUGAUACCUUUGUGAGAGCCAGGACAGGUUUUUUGGAGCAAGGACUACUUGUAAAGGAUGCAAAGGUCCUGAAAGAAAAGUACAUGAAGACACGCCAGUUCAAAUUGGACGUAAUAUCAAUAAUCCCCACUGAUAUUGUAUUCCUCAAAAUUGGAAUUGACAACCCAGAGUGGAGGUUCAACCGUCUCUUCAGGUUAGCCCGACUCUUUGAGUUCUUUGACCGGACUGAAACUCGAACCAAUUUCCCCAACAUCUUCCGAAUUGCUAAUCUUGUACUUUACAUCAUCAUCAUUAUUCACUGGAAUGCUUGCCUCUACUUUGCCAUCUCCAAGGUCCUCGGCUUUGGCUCAGACACCUGGGUUUACCCAGCAAUGACAAAUCCUGAGUAUGCUCGCCUGGCCAGGCAGUACAUCUACUGCUUUUACUGGUCCACUCUUACCCUGACCACUAUAGGUGAGACGCCACCCCCAGUCCGAGAUAUUGAAUACUUUUUUGUGGUAGCAGACUUCCUGACUGGGGUUCUGAUCUUUGCUACCAUUGUGGGUAAUGUCGGUGCCAUGAUUUCAAAUAUGAAUGCUGCACGUGUAGAGUUCCAGGCUAAGAUUGAUUCUAUCAAGCAGUACAUGCAAUUUCGAAAGGUCACCAAAGACCUGGAGGCAAGGGUGGUGAAGUGGUUCGACUACCUGUGGACGGAGGAGAAAAGCUGCGAUGAGAAGCAGGUGCUGAAGAACCUGCCAGACAAGUUAAAGGCUGAAAUAGCCAUCAACGUGCAUUUGGAGACACUAAGAAAAGUGCGGAUCUUUCAAGACUGUGAAGCAGGUUUGCUCAUUGAGUUGGUCCUUAAGCUUCAGCCUCAAGUUUUCAGUCCUGGUGACUACAUCUGUAAAAAGGGGGACAUUGGCAGAGAAAUGUAUAUCAUUAAAGAAGGAAAGCUGGCUGUAGUAGCAGAUGAUGGAGUUACCCAGUUUGUGGUCCUCAGUGAUGGGGCAUAUUUUGGAGAAAUCAGUAUCCUUGGUAUCAAGGGCAGUAAGGCAGGAAACCGAAGAACAGCCAACAUCCGAAGUGUGGGCUACUCUGAUCUGUUUGCUCUGUCCAAAGACGAUCUAAUGGAGGCACUCAUCGAGUAUCCUGAUGCUAAAUAUGCACUGGAGGAGAAGGGAAGGGCCAUCCUAAUGAAAGAUAAUCUCAUAGAUGAAUCGCUGGUCGCUGCUACUGACAUCAAAGACUUGGAGGUGAAGGUCAACGAGAUUGAAACCAGUUUGGAGGUUAUGACGGCCAAAUUUCGAAAGCUGUCAGACCAUUAUGAAUCCUCCCAGCGUAAACUCAAACAACGGCUCAGUAAUAUGUCAAACGAGGUCAGAACCCUCAGCUUUGACAAUGAGUAGAGCUCAUUGUCAAAGCUGAGGGUAGCAUAUUUAAAGCAACUCGGAUUACCAAAAUUAUGACAGCCACUAUCCCUCGAUCUUGUAAUAAUAUGUAAUAUGUUAUAUUGUAACAAAACAUGUAUUAUACUUUUUUAAAAUUUUAUUUGUGAUAUCCGUAGUGUGAUUUUAAAAGCAACGCUGUUACAGUAAGAUCUGUUUCCCAGGUACAAGAUGUUUUUUUGCACAUAAACA
This is a messenger RNA of Chelmon rostratus (copperband butterflyfish), 2404 nucleotides long. RefSeq names its product cyclic nucleotide-gated channel cone photoreceptor subunit alpha-like. Bases 281 to 2173 code for a protein of 630 amino acids. NCBI's taxonomy places the organism in Eukaryota, Metazoa, Chordata, Actinopteri, Chaetodontiformes, Chaetodontidae. The transcript is spliced from 8 exons. Gene Ontology annotation, biological process: monoatomic cation transmembrane transport. Gene Ontology annotation, cellular component: intracellular cyclic nucleotide activated cation channel complex; plasma membrane. The record is from RefSeq and is a predicted model, not a curated record. Gene Ontology annotation, molecular function: cGMP binding; protein-containing complex binding; intracellularly cAMP-activated cation channel activity.